CUGCACGACGCGACGCUGGACGACGCCGUCAUGUCCAAGGCGAAGCUCUCCGGCGCCGUCCUCUCGGACGCCAGCCUCAAGCGCGUCAACUGCGGCCAGUGCAAGCUCGACCGGGCGGAUCUGACGCGCGCUGUCCUCGAGUUCUCCGACUUCACGGGCGCGAACCUGGCGGGCGCGAGCUUCAUCAAGGCCAACCUGCUCGGCGUCUCCUUCAAGGACGCCACCGUGAGCGGGGCGGACUUCCGCGGCGCCUUGCGGGACGGGUGUGCGGCGCUGGCGGGGCCGCACGCCGUCUUCGACGCGUGCCCCGAUCUCCGCAACGCCGACCUGCGCUGCGCCAACCUCGAGGGCGCCAUGAUGAGCGGGGUCGACUUGAGCGGCGCCGUGCUCGACAGCGCGAACCUGAUGGGCGCCUCGCUCACCGACUCCGACCUCACUAACGCCGACCUGCGCUGCGCCAACCUCGAGGGCGCCAUGAUGAGCGGGGUCAUCUUGGGCGGCGCCGUGCUCAACGGCACGAACCUUUUUGCCGCCUCGCUGAGCGGCUCGUCUUCCCUCACGACGGCGUCGUUUGCCGGUGCAGAGAUGCGCGACGCCGAUCUCACUAACGCCAACUUGGAGCAUGCGCGCUUCGACGGCGCCAUCAUCGAGGGCGCGGACUUUUCGUCCUCGACGCUCCCGUUCGCCAGCUUCGUCGGCGCAAGGAUGUACGCGGCCAAGUUCGACCAAGCCAAGCUGUGGGAGGCAGACUUCUCGCGGACGGCGCUGCCCACCGUCGACUUUAAUAAGGCGGAGCUCACGCGCUCUGACUUCUCGGGCGCGUCGCUCCACUCGUGCGUCUUCUCCAUGGCAAACAUCGAUGCCUGCAUCUUCACCGGCGCUACGCUAGUGCAGGUCGACCUCUCCGGGUAUGUU
Molecule: messenger RNA, 915 nt
Organism: Emiliania huxleyi CCMP1516
Lineage: Eukaryota; Haptophyta; Isochrysidales; Noelaerhabdaceae
Exons: 2
Source: RefSeq, a predicted model, not a curated record